This is a messenger RNA of Exserohilum turcica Et28A, 942 nucleotides long. RefSeq lists its product as uncharacterized. Lineage: Eukaryota; Fungi; Ascomycota; Dothideomycetes; Pleosporales; Pleosporaceae. The record is from RefSeq and is a predicted model, not a curated record. The transcript has a single exon. The coding region runs from base 1 to 942 and encodes 313 amino acids.
AUGUGGUGUCAGGCACUUACUGCGAUCUUGGUGCUAACAGUCAACUGGGCCAAUGCUCACUCUUGGGUCGAGCAACUCUCCAACAUCGGCCCUAAUGGCUCGUAUGUUUGUAGUUUUGGCUAUCCGCGAGCGUUUGUAGACAAAUCUGCCGAUGGCAGCUUCGACCAGGAGGCCAACGAAUGGCUCCUACCCCCAGCACGAGAUCCACCCUUCAUCAACAAAACAGACCUACUUUGCCACCCUUCUCAACGCACCCUAAACCAGGCAAGCAAUUUUCCACGUCUCCAGACUAAACCAAGUAGCAUGAUUGCCAUACGUUACGCUGAAAAUGGUCAUGUCACUGUACCUGGCGGCGGAAUUGAUCUUGUGGGGAAACCAGAGAAGGGUGGCACGGUAUUUGUGUUUGGCACAAAGCAGCCACGCCCUGAGGAGACGCUUCAGAAUGUAUUACAUUGGACACAUGAUGGCAAAGGCGGUGACAGACGCGGCAGGCUACUGACCGCUCAGAACUUCGACGAUGACAGGUGCUACCAGCUUAGGAAUGACCGCACAACCUUGAGCGAAGCCCGUCGGUUGCAGACACCAAACCCAAAGCCUGGACAGCCGGGUUCAGACCACGAACUUUUCUGCGAGACUGAUGUGAGGCUGCCAGAUGAUGUCACUGUCGGCCAGCCCUAUACUCUCUAUUGGGUGUGGCAAUGGCCCACAGCGCCUCAGCAAGAGCCUGGGCCUCUUCAUGGGCAGGACGAAUAUUACACGUCUUGUAUUGACGUGGAUAUCGUGACUGACCUGUGUCUGGGCCUAAAUGGAGUCCUGCUAAAGGACCAGGAUCCUAUGACCACCGCCGUGCCGAAUUUCAAGUCUCGCACUGCGCUAACAGCCGACCCAUUAGCAUUGUCUUCCCAAACAGGCUUCGGGCAACCUGCUGAGACUAGCAAUUAG